This is a messenger RNA of Neofelis nebulosa (Clouded leopard), 10127 nucleotides long. RefSeq names its product probable cation-transporting ATPase 13A4. The transcript has 34 exons. Bases 1936 to 5526 code for a protein of 1196 amino acids. Gene Ontology annotation, biological process: polyamine transmembrane transport; intracellular calcium ion homeostasis. Lineage: Eukaryota; Metazoa; Chordata; Mammalia; Carnivora; Felidae. Gene Ontology annotation, molecular function: ATP binding; P-type ion transporter activity; polyamine transmembrane transporter activity. The record is from RefSeq and is a predicted model, not a curated record. Gene Ontology annotation, cellular component: late endosome membrane.
CGGCCACCAUUUGCGUCACUGCUUCAGAUCUGACUCCAAAGCAAGUCUAGUCUGCGGACGAAGGCAAGAGGCAGAGUCCUCUUUACCCUAGCAGAAGGCAGAGUACCUGCAGGAGCAAGGCACACCUGGUGUGGAGGCAGAAGAAAAAGAGUUAAGAGGGACACGGCGAGGGGAGGGAGAGGGCAGAAACAAGAAGCAACCAGAGACAGAGAUAACAGCGAGGGCAGAAAGGUGAAAGAGGACAGGGACAGAAGGACAGCAGAGAAGGCCAAGACUGAAAGGAGCCCAGAAUCUUCUGGCGGCACAGAAACAGGCACAAGGGCCGGUACUGCAGCCGGGACUUCAGCUUCUUGUCAACUCCAAGAUAAGAGGUCAAGGAAUCUGUUCUCAAUCAUACUGACCAGAAGUGGCAAGGCAAUAAGCGGAGCCCAAGCUAUGUGACAUCAAGGCUAAUACUCUUUUAGUUUAUUGACUUAUAGUUGAAUUACUAUCAAUUGAACAUAUGUAAUGUGCAAAAUAUGUCAGGGACACACCCGUGAAGACAUCGCCACAAUCAAGAGGACUGAAGCCCUUGCUCUCAAGCAGCUUCGACUUGUAGUAUCAAGCCCAUCCUUCUACUGGAAGAGCAGUCAGACAUUUGAAGAGACCCACUGUGCUUUUGAAAUGUCCUGUUCCUCAAGCCUGGCUACAGGAAAGGUGAUGAAUGCACCCUGGACAAAGCUGUGUGCCUCUCCUUCUGAUGGCUCCCCUGCUUCACAUUCUUGUUCUGGGAGUGGCCCCACUCCCAGUCCAGGCUUCAGCAUCUCCACCUGCUAAGACCUUCCUUCCCUGUCUGUUUUCAAGGCCCUUCUCAAAUGCUUCCUCCACACAGAGGCUUUCCUAGCCAAAUAAAGGCAACAUUCCUUGCAGAACACUUUGUAUAUAGCACACGAACCUGUAUAUAUACUGGAAGAUCACUGCUCAUAAGUCACGCUGCCAUUGGGGCAUUGGGAUGUUUUACUAUUAGAACUCCUGGAGGAACGUGAGGAAACUGUCACUAUUUCACAGUCAUCAGUUCUACUGGACCAUGUCGUUGGAGAUGAUUUCCUACAGAUUUCCCUGGGUUUCACAAAAAUGUUUCGUGUUCUUAGGGACUUCUUUUGCUAUUCAAGUUUGGCUUCAAUAUUGUUAUUGCAUGAGUAGAUUUGUUGAGUGACAUAAGUUUGGGCGAAGGCUUUCCUUGAACUCUUAAUCAUUUGCACACUCAUCCUCACCCACGGUGGUGCCCGAGUUGCCAAGUGUAUUGAGGAUCCCAGCCAGUGGCAUCAGUGCAAGGAUUACCAAUUAUGGACAAGAGAAUGAAACCCUCUUCUCUUACCUGCACUCUGGCAUCAGGAUGCUUAUCACCACUUUACAUACUAACACUCAACCCCCAUCAGUUGGUGCAAACUUUGAAAUCUCACUGUAAUCAUCUCUCUCCUACAUAUUUGAACGACUGCCUGCUGGAGCUCUAACGUGUUCACUUACCUUUCUGUGAGAGAGAGAGGCGGAGAGAGAGGAAGAGAGAUAAUCUCAAGCAGGAUCCACAGCUGACAACAUGCAGAGCCUGAUGUAAGGCUCAAUCUCAUGCACCAUAAGAUAUGACCUGAGCCGAAGUCAAGAGUCUGACUCUUAGGCGAUUGAGCCACCCAGGCACCCCUAGUCGUGGUCUUGUUAGGGCUACUAGGGUCAAGUUGGGGAUAUUAGUGCCAAGAGUUGUAGCUUGAAGGAGUGAGUGGACACGGUGAAGGUAAAAAUAACUCUCCUUUAUUGAACACAUACUUCUUCCCUUGUACUGUUCUUCACACAAGUUUUAGGAAGUUCUAGUUCAGUCAGCUGGCUAGCCGCGGUGGCUCGGCAGGUUGGUCUCGGAGGCUCCUGUUCAGGAAGGCCAGGGAGGAGUGGAAUCACUUUUUCAUGGGGGACCACUUUGAGAAGGGCCAGCACGCUCUGCUCAAUGAAGGAGAAGAGAAUGAAAUGGAGCUAUUUGGCUACCGGACUCAAGGCUGCCGGAAAACCCUCUGUCUUGCUGGAUCCAUCUUCUCAUUUGGGAUCCUCCCCUUGGUGUUUUACUGGAGACCUGCUUGGCACGUGUGGGCAAACUGCGUCCCGUGUUCCUUGCAAGAGGCAGAUGUCGUGUUGCUGAGGACAACAGAUGAAUUCCACACUUACUCAUGGAAAAAGGUAAUGUGGAUCUACUUGUCAUCAUUAAACAGCACGUUUGGUGUCACUCCUGACCACCCUCUCAUUACAGAUGAGGAGGACAUCAUAAAUAGAGCCAUCAGAAAGCCAGACCUAAAGGUGAGAUGUAUAAAAGUGCAGAAAAUAAGAUAUGUUUGGAACAACUUAGAAGGACAGUUCCAGAAAAUUGGUUCUUUGGAAGACUGGCUCAGUUCUGCCAAGAUACAUCUGAAAUUUGGAUCAGGUCUAACAAGAGAAGAACAAGAGAUUAGGAGGUUAAUAUGUGGGCCUAAUACUAUUGAUGUUGAAAUCACACCAAUUUGGAAACUACUCAUCAAAGAGGUUUUAAAUCCAUUUUACAUAUUUCAACUCUUCAGUGUCUGUUUGUGGUUUAGUGAAGACUAUAAGGAAUAUGCUUUUGCCAUCAUAAUCAUGUCCAUCACGUCCAUAGCGUUGACGGUAUAUGAUCUCAGAGAGCAAUCUGUAAAGCUCCACCACCUAGUUGAGUCACAUAAUAGCAUUACAGUCUCCGUAUGUGGAAGAAGAGCUGGAGUCCAAGAGCUGGAAUCACGCUUCCUGGUACCCGGAGAUCUAUUAAUUUUGACGGGGAACAAAGUGCAAAUGCCAUGCGAUGCCAUCCUGAUUGAUGGCAGCUGUGUGGUAGAUGAAGGCAUGCUGACAGGAGAAAGUAUUCCAGUCACUAAAACUCCAUUGCCCAAGAUGGAGAGCUCCAUGCCCUGGAAAACGCAGAGUGAAGCCGACUAUAAAAGGCAUGUCCUUUUCUGUGGGACAGAGGUUAUCCAAGCUAAGGGAACAUGCUCCGGGACCGUGAGGGCGGUGGUGCUGCAGACUGGAUUCAACACUGCAAAAGGCGACCUCGUGAGAUCCAUUCUGUACCCGAAGCCAAUGAAUUUUAAGCUUUACAGGGAUGCCAUCAGGUUCCUCCUGUGCCUUGUAGGGACAGCAACCAUUGGGAUGAUCUAUACUUUGUGCGUCUAUGUGCUCAACGGGGAGCCUCCAGAGGAGGUGGUGAAGAAAGCCCUUGAUGUCAUCACAAUUGCGGUCCCUCCUGCUCUACCUGCUGCUCUGACCACAGGUAUUAUCUAUGCCCAGAAGAGGCUGAAGAAGAGAGGCAUCUUUUGCAUCAGCCCCCAGAGGAUCAAUGUAUGUGGACAAUUAAACCUUGUCUGCUUUGACAAGACAGGCACCUUAACAAGGGAUGGUUUGGAUCUCUGGGGAGCCGUGCCCUGCGAUAGGAGUGGGUUCCAGGAAGUCCACAGCUUUGUGUCCGGCAGGUCUUUGCCAUGGGGCCCGCUGUGUGCGGCCAUGGCCAGCUGCCACUCUCUGAUUCUUCUUGAUGGGACCAUCCAGGGAGAUCCUCUGGAUCUCAAGAUGUUUGAAGCCACCACCUGGGAGAUGGCUGUUUCUGGGGACGAUUUCCACAUCAAGGGAGUGCCAGCACAUGCCAUGGUAGUUAAGCCUUGCAAAACAGCCAGCCAGGUCCCAGUGGAAGGAAUUGCAAUCCUGCAUCUGUUCCCAUUCUCAUCAGCACUGCAGAGGAUGACAGUCAUUGUCCAAGAGAUGGGGGGUGACCGGCUGGCAUUCAUGAAAGGUGCACCAGAAAGGGUGGCCAGCUUUUGCCAACCUGAGACAGUACCAACUAGUUUUGUUAGUGAACUUCAGAUUUACACGACACAGGGCUUCCGGGUCAUAGCACUGGCCUACAAGAAGCUAGAAAUGGAUCAUCACACCACUGCCUUCACCAGGGACAAAGUAGAAGCAGACCUGAUAUUUCUGGGAUUGCUCAUCUUGGAGAAUCGGUUGAAAGAAGAAACAAAACCAGUUCUGGAAGAGCUCAUCUCCGCCCGGAUAAGGACUGUAAUGAUCACAGGUGACAAUCUUCAGACCGCAAUAACAGUGGCCAGAAAGUCUGGAAUGGUUUCUGAAAGCCAACAAGUCAUUCUGAUUGAAGCGAAUGAAAUCACUGGGUCCUCAUCAGCAUCUAUAUCUUGGAAAUUAGUAGAUGAGAAGUCCAUUGCACACAGCAAUCAGGAUAAUUACAUUAAUAUCAAGGAAGAAGUCUCUGAUCAUGGCAGAGAGGGAAGUUACCAUUUUGCCUUAAGUGGAAAAUCCUUUCAGGUUAUAAGUCAACAUUUCAGUAGCCUACUCCCAAAGAUACUGAUAAAUGGAACAAUCUUUGCAAGAAUGUCUCCUGGGCAGAAAUCCAGUCUGGUGGAAGAAUUUCAGAAACUGGAUUACUUUGUAGGUAUGUGCGGUGAUGGAGCCAAUGACUGCGGGGCUUUGAAAAUGGCUCACGUGGGCAUCUCUUUAUCAGAACAGGAGGCAUCUGUGGCCUCACCUUUCACUUCUAAAACUCCAAACAUUGAGUGUGUACCUCACCUUAUCAAGGAAGGACGUGCCGCUCUCGUUACCUCAUUUUGCAUGUUCAAGUACAUGGCUCUGUACAGCAUGAUCCAGUAUGUUGGUGUUCUGCUGCUCUACUGGGAGACAAACAGCCUUUCAAAUUACCAGUUUCUGUUCCAGGAUCUGGCCAUCACAACUCUUAUUGGUGUAACAAUGAAUUUGAAUGGUGCCUACCCCAAGCUGGUGCCCUUCAGGCCUGCAGGACGGCUGAUCUCCCCACCUCUGCUGCUCUCUGUGAUUCUCAACCUUCUUCUCAGCUUAGCCAUGCACAUUGCGGGCUUCAUUCUGGUUCAGAGGCAGCCUUGGUAUUCCAUGGAGAUGCACAGUGCCUGCACAGUGCAAAAUGAAAGCAUCUCAAAGUUAACCAUUUCUCCCACUGCUCCAGAAAAAAUUGGAAGUAAUGGUGCCUUCACAAGCUUCGAAAACACGACCAUAUGGUUCUUGGGAACAAUCAACUGUAUCAUCGUGGCUCUUAUUUUCUCUAAAGGAAAACCAUUUAGGCAGCCCAUAUAUAAAAAUUAUAUAUUUGUCCUUGUGCUGGUCAUACAGCUGGGUGUGUGUCUCUUCAUUCUAUUUGCUGAUAUUCCAGAAUUAUAUAGGCGUUUGGAUCUUCUCUGUACUCCUCUUCUGUGGAGGGUUUACAUCACAAUUAUGCUCAGCUCCAACUUCAUUGUGUCCCUUGUGGUGGAGGAGGCCAUUAUUGAAAACCGAGCCCUGUGGACAACAUUCAAAAGGUGUUUUGGCUAUCAAUCAAAAAGCCAGUAUCGGAUAUGGCAGAGGGCCUUGGCAGAUGACCCCAGCUGGCCCCCGCUAAACCAAACGUCCUACUCUGACAUGCCAGAGUGUGGCAGCGGGGUGUCUUACAGCAAUCCGGUGUUUGAGAGCAAUGAGGAACAACUCUGAAGCCAGAGUGAUCUCUAAGGUGAUAAACCAUAGAAACAAUGACAAAAGGGACCAGUUUCAGUAAUUUUCAAACAAUGGGACUCUUACAAAAUCAGCUGGAGUUUUUGGAAUAAAAAAACCUAUCCAAUCACGGUCACAAACUCAAGUUUACCUGAUAAGAUACUUUCUACAGAGCAGAACACUGCCCCCAGAAGAGUGCCUUCCUCUUGAUUCUGAAAGUAUUGAUGGUGUUGGUGAAUCAAGAGUGAGCUAACGAUGGCAAUCAGCCCAGAGACUGGGAGGCUAAAGGACAAGGAGAAUAUAUACUCUCUUUUCUUAGGUAACAUUUUUUAAAUGAAUUGAAAAUAGCACUAUGUGUAACCAUAGAACUGUAACAUGUGAAGGAUCACCUUUGAAUUCUUAUUUUAUUGAUGGAAAAACAAGUGCAUGAGAGCCAUUAUACCAGUCUUCACUGUCUGGUUUCCUUUCCUGCAUAAUACUUUCAGAGUUGAGACAUUUUCUUCUGCUUCUGGCCUUCCCCUACAUAUUUGGAAGGAUGGGCUAAGCUCAUGCUUCAGUAACAAACAAGUCCCUUGUCUCGGUGACUUAACACACAAGAGCUUCUUUCGUGGUCCAGGUGACUCUGUAGACUAGCUCUCCUCAGUGGUGACUGCUUCAAUCUGUCGGCUCCACCGGCUGAAAACAAGUACUCCACGUUCACUAUGAUGGGAAAGGAAGAGACUGGAGAAGGCACAAAGGCUUUUCACUGCCUCACCCAAAAAGUGGAACGCCUCUCUUCCACUACUCACAUCUCAUUAAUCAAGGGUUUGGCAAAGGAGCUGGGAAGUACAGUCUCCUGUGUUUAGGGCUGGUUUCAUGGGCACAUGACCUGUGCAGUCACCUGGGGCCCCAUGCUUAGAAGGGCCCCACAUUUGGUUUAAUGCUUUGCUGCUGCCAUCUCGAAAUUCUUAAUUUUUGAUGCUCUUUGAUACAUGCUACUUUAGUUUCUCUCCCAGGAACCCAAGCUGGACCAACUACAUAAUUUGUGGGGCUGAGGACAAAAUGGAAAUUAUUUUUGAGAAAAAUUAGUCUUGUACCACAACAUUAUAUGUUAUCAAUUGAUGUAAGUGCAAUCUACACAUUUCUUAAGUUUGAAAAGGCUUCAAUUUUCAGGAAACAGAAAUUGCCCUUAUUUUAUCACUAUUACAAUUUUGUUAUCUCGGAUUCAUUUAGCAUAGAAAACAUCCAGAUUUCUGUUAGCUCAGCAGACAACUAUGAGUUUUAGGAAAACAUCCACAGAUAGUAUUUUAAAGCAAAAGCAAAAUUUUCAUUACAAACCUCAAAUCCUAGGUGAAGGUUCUGGACGGGGGAGUGUCCCAAGCUGGCUUUUCUCCUUAUCAAUAGCCUCUGCAAGCAUUCCCUUCCCUGGCUGAAUUCUGGAGCAUGGCUGGAGGCUCUGUGGCUGCAGAUAAUUCUGGAAACACAGUGUUUCUCAGCCAUGAAAGUAUCUUGUUGCUUCUGGUUUUAAAAUAGGGUGUGAAGAAUCAUGUAAAUAGGCUGCAGAAUCAUUGUCUUCCUUGGUACAGAAAGAAAUGUUUCCUUUUACAAAGUUAGCCACAGCAGAGAUAUGGUAGCUCUGAAUGUCUUUUUCUAAAACUCGUAGUUUUCUCAUUUUUCAACAUGGCAGGCUGGAGAUGGUCUACAACCUAGUCCUGGGCAAGGGCAUUCCCACCUAGAAGAUCCCCUUACCAGGUGCUGUCACCUCUCUUGUCUCAUUUGCAUUGCAUGAUUCACUCAGACUCAGGCAAGGAAGGGCUUAUCAUCCACUUUUACACGUGAGGAAACUGAGAUUCAGAGUAAGGAGAGCAGACCCAGGCCUCAGACACAGAUCUCCUGAGCAAACCUUCUGUUGUUUCCAAAUACCUCCUAAUUACAAAGCUCCAGCAGGGCUGGGUGUUUGGGGUGAUCUCACAGUAAAACAAAGAAUAGGUUUCUUAUUCGCCAGGUGGAAGGAAGCAACCUUUUGCUAAUACCAGGCCCUAAUGUUCAAAUGAAUGCCAGGCACCCUGCCAAGCUUGGGCUAGAGGCAGGUUAAAAAAAAAAACAAAACUAAAACCCAUGAGUGUCUGUCUGUCUUUCUGAGACUCUGAGUUGCUCUUACCUUGGUCCUAAGUUCCAUCCUCAGUGAUUCAACAAGACUGGCAGGAAAACAGAGAGGGAAGACUCCAUUUCCUCACCAGCCAAACAACCCUAAAAUCUUUGUCAAAAGAGACUUAUUCUGAAAACUGUACUUGAAGUUAACUGUAACUGAGAGGUAGUGAGAAAAUGCUUUACUUGAAAAAAUGGGGUUGGGGGGGUAUUGUCAAGGGAUGUGAGAGUUGUUUUCAAAUACUUGAAGGGUUCCUGUGGGAGAGAAGGCUCCCACCUGUGCCUGGUGGCACGCUCAGUGUGUAAAGGGCACAGUGGGAAUGGCUUCAGGCUGACACGAAGACCACUGCCCCAACAGCUCAAAAAGCAGUGGAAGCUGGUGACCCAUGAGGUGUGUGCCCCAUGACAUUGGCAGUACAAGGGGAUAUUCAGAGACCAAUUAGAGGUGGAAGUCAACUAUCUGAUGGAAUUCAAUUACCUGCCAGAUCCUUUUCAGACUUGAUAUGCACAUGUCUCAAUCUUAUGCUGUGAUGUGAACCAUUUACUGUCACUGCCCACAUAGAAUAUCAGGCUGCCUAUUGUGGGGAGACAGGCUGGGGAGGACAGAUUUAUAGCCCUGUGAGGUCCCACAGUCAAAUGGGCUUGACUGCUCUGUACCUUGGAAGGUGGCUUUGGUUGGGGAUAAGAUUCUAGAAAACAGGUACCCACUGAUGGGUCCUGACCACCAAACUGACAGCUGGGACAUACUUCUGAUGUGUGUGUUUUCAUAGAAAGAGCUGCUUGAAAAAAAUCAGUAAAGAAAAUGUGGGAGAACGUGCCAAACCUGAGGUCAGAGUACCUGCGCCUGAUAUGCGUGUCUGACCAGGACUUGGAGGAGAAAAGGACACAGUCAUCUGAUCCACAUCAUUUAAAAGGUCCCCUGUAUGUUCGCUCCAAGGUACACAGCUCUGACCCACAGAGAGGAACUCUGGCUCUGGGUUCUUCUCACUAAACGUGUAAUGAUCUGAGAAUGGAAAUAUGUCCGUGCCAUCUGCAUCCUCUGAGCUCACAGAAGGGUGCGUGUGCACACUUGCAGAUGCAAUGGCUAGAAAAGCAAGUAUUUAUUCAGAGUCCUGUAUUUAGUUUAUGCUGCAAUAAGUCAUUCUGUGCAAAAGAGGCAAGCACAAUCUGUAAUUCUGGUGUUAUAAAAUCAACCUUUUUCCUUUUCUGCAGUGGGGUCUUUCACUGUGGCUAAUACUCCAGGAAUGUGGAAUCAAAAUCACACCUUUACAAAGUUUUAGACAUUUCCUAAUGCUGUAGACACCAUUAUUCCCCGCUUGGUAACAGGGCACUACCGUCUACAAAAACUUUUGCACUCAUUCUCUUGUUUAAGCCUCAUGACAAUCUAAAGAGGAAGGCAGGGCAAGAAUUACUAUCCUCCUUCUUUUGAUGAGGUACCAGACCCUCCAAAAGUCUCAGUAACUUGUACAAGGGCAUGUAGGAGCUGGAGCUGCGUUCAGAUGCAGGACUUCUGCCAAUGAGUUCUCUGCUCUGUCACUCUCCCAUGUUUCUCCUGGAUGAAAGGUUUGUAGCAUUGAAGAACAAGAAGGCAAUCAAGGCAAGGUAACCAUCCAGUGGACUGCCGUGACAAGUGUAAUUGCUUCCAAAAAGAGAUUUUAGUUCUCUUGAAUUUGAUCAUCAGUCACAGAAAGGUCAACUCCCAUCGCUGAGGAGUAAAAUCCAAUAACCAGAGCCCUACAGCUUAUUUUGUGGGAGCAGAUAUAGCUCUGGUUUGUGAUUUAGGUCUCCAGAAGCAGAAACCUAUAUCUUUGCUUGAAUUUUGCUUGGCCUCCACUUUGUCCAGCAUUUUCGAGUCAUAUGGACUCUGUCUUGGCUUUAGGCUAACCUCCCUCACGCCAAUUGGUAGCUCAUUAUUGCCAGCACUCGGUAAUUCACUCACUCCAGGCAUACAGGGACUUUCCCAACUCAAUACCUUUGCUCAUGCUGUUUUCUUUUUGGGGGCAUCGAUAAUUCUUACUCUCAUCCCCACACGCCCAAAUCCCACCCAUUCUCAAGACCCAGUUAGAAUGCCACCUGGUCUGCAAGCCCGAAGGGAGAUCUCUUCUGUCUACACACUGCUCGCAGUCCUCAAAUGUCUCCUUUGUGUGACAGGCACCUCUUUUGAUCAUGCAUUAUGGUCCUGUGCCAUUUUGAAUUCCUCCAACUCCCACCCAACUCCACUUUAACUAGAGUGCACAUUCUCUGAGGGUAGGGACCAAGCCUGAUACUUCUCAUCUGCCCACUCAGCACCCAGCACAGGGCAGUGGUUGGGGCUCGGCAAGCAGCUGUGACAUGAUUGAAUAAAAAAUGUAAUCACUAGGACAUUUUGUUGAUUUAUUUUUCCUCCUUUGUCUGUGAACAUCUGCUUUCCAUGCAGUACAAAGAAGCUGAACUAAAACAAUAGGACUAUGAAUAAAAACACAAAGUGCAAAGUA